AUUAUAUCUCAGUUGGCCAAAUAAAAAUAUGUUUGUUUUUUAACAGCAAUUCCACCGUGACAACUUACCCCACCGGACAAAUGCCCGGCAAUAUCGCUCUCCGAGUGUCUCUGUGAUAACUAGGCAACACCAACCCACAAAUACUGACUGGACUGAAGUGUGACAACUAGCCCCGGUCUCUCCGAAACAUGAAUCUUCGCUCCGAUGCAAGGACAUCUGAAGAUCACGCAGAGAGCAGAUCGAGGAGCACAUCAAGCUCAUCCCGGUGAUAACAGAGGUGAGUGUUCGAGUGUCCCGAGCACUGCAGUAACAUUACCCUGGCAACACUCCCCUCUGUGUGUGUGUGUGUGUGUGCUGCAGUCCUCCAGCGGGCUCCUGGACACCGGCGUCCACACGCUGCAGACCACACUAGUCCUGAAGAAGCGCUCUGAGGUGGACGCAGUGGACACACGGCUGAUGGACACACGGCAGGAGGUUCAGAGGAGCAUGAAGACCCUUCAGCAGAGACGAGCCCAGCUCCAGCAGAGACAGACGGAGACCAAACACAGGGCAGCAGAGUUUGAGAGGUUUGUGGAGGAGAACGAGGUGAAACGCCGCCGUGCGCUCAAGAAAUACCAGACGGAGAGAGAGCAGAAUGAAGUGAGAGAACAGGAGAAAGCUGAACUCUCCAAACAACUCCAGGACUUACAAACCAGGCGUCUGUCUUUACAAGAGCGAGUCAACAAAUACAAGAUAUUCGAGGAGUUUCUGAUGAAAACUCUGGAUUUACUUCCAGACAAGUAUGUGGGCUGCGGGACGGACCUGGUGACGCCCAUCAUCAGACGCUACGAGACGCUGACCGUCAGCCGACAGGACCUCCUGCAGCAGCUGUCCAGCCUGACGGACGAGAUGAAGUCCAGCCAGAACCACAUGGAGUCCCUCAGACAGGAACACAACACCUUUAAACUGAUGACCAACCAGGAGCUGUCCGAGCGGCAGACACAGCUGGAUCAACUCAAAGAGAGGAACAAACAGCUGGAAAUGAUGCUCCACAUGCACCUGGGCCAGUCCAGAGACCAGGUGGAGGAGGUGGGGAACAUAUUGAUCGCGGUGAAGAACCUGGCGGAGCAGUGUUAUCUGAGUCACUACGGAGCUCUAGACCUCAUGGACACCUGCACCAUGAUGGACAUGAUAAAGGAAUUCAUCUUGGAGAAAGCUGACAUGGAGAGGAGAGCCAUGAGACUAGUGGCCAGCAGCGGUGCGACUGUGAAGAAGACGUCCAGCAGGAGCCGAGCGCUGACCGCCCUGAAGACCCCGCCGUAGACCGGUCCGACCCCCAGCACAC
Carassius gibelio (silver crucian carp) is the source of this 1324-nucleotide messenger RNA. RefSeq names its product coiled-coil domain-containing protein 42 homolog (gene ccdc197). Bases 205 to 1302 code for a protein of 365 amino acids. The transcript has 9 exons. NCBI's taxonomy places the organism in Eukaryota, Metazoa, Chordata, Actinopteri, Cypriniformes, Cyprinidae. The record is from RefSeq and is a predicted model, not a curated record.